CACAGAUUGGAGUAUUUUAUUCAGGCAACUGUAACAUCACAGCUUCCAGUCCUGAGGGUCACCUGCCUUUUUUUCCCUUCCAGCAUGUCCAAAAUCCUGAAGUGUGCAGGGAAUGAGGACAUCAUAACCCUGCGGGCAGAGGACAACGCAGACACCUUGGCUCUGGUGUUCGAGGCACCAAAUCAGGAGAAGGUCUCUGAUUACGAGAUGAAGCUGAUGGACCUGGAUGUGGAGCAGCUCGGGAUUCCAGUAAGUCGGGGCCCAAAUGGCCGAUUCCUGAAUGUGUUGACAAUAAGUGUCAGGUUGGAGGGUGAGUGAACGUGGCUCUGCCAGGGCAGCCAGUUCUCGGCCAACGGAGAGCUGGGCAACGGCAACAUCAAACUGUCCCAGACCAGCAACGUGGACAAGGAGGAGGAGGCUGUUACAAUAGAGAUGAACGAGCCAGUCCAGCUGACCUUUGCCCUGAGGUACCUGAACUUCUUCACCAAAGCCACUCCCCUGUCCCCUACAGUCACACUCAGCAUGUCUGCAGACGUUCCUCUGGUGGUGGAGUACAAGAUCGCUGACAUGGGACACCUAAAGUACUACCUGGCUCCAAAGAUCGAGGACCAGCAGGAAGGCUCUUAACUGGGGCAGGACUGAGGGGGAUCUGCUCGUGGCUUGGGGAAGGGAAUGGUGGUGAUAGCAAUUCCAGUGCCUUGGAGCAUCCUGGGAGCACUGUUAGGCUUGGCUUGUAGAUAUCUUUGUAAAUAUUUUUCAACUUACUCUUUUGCUAUCCUUGGCAUCUUUGGAAAUAGGAAUCGUUUGGGUUUUUCUAGUCUGUUCCUGUACUCCCAAUAAUCUCUCGGAUGCUGUCUGAAGGUGAAAUUUCUGACUCCUCUCAACUUGUGUAGGAGAAGGGGGACAAUAUUUAAUGAGUCAACUCCUGGAGUUUCACCUGUGGAGCUGUAGUUUAGGGUUGAUGUUUUUAUUAUGCCACAAGUUUGUGUGACUUUGACUUCAUUUAUUUUUGAAGCUGAUAUUCAAACUGAUACUUGGAAAUAAAAGAUAUAAUUUCAUGGG
Molecule: messenger RNA, 1062 nt
Organism: Lepidothrix coronata (blue-crowned manakin)
Lineage: Eukaryota; Metazoa; Chordata; Aves; Passeriformes; Pipridae
Gene: PCNA
Product: proliferating cell nuclear antigen
Exons: 5
Biological process (GO): mismatch repair; translesion synthesis; leading strand elongation
Cellular component (GO): PCNA complex
Molecular function (GO): DNA polymerase processivity factor activity; DNA binding
Source: RefSeq, a predicted model, not a curated record